AUGGCGUCACGCCCGCGCCGAGCCGCGGCCCAAAAGGCCAAUACAGUAAUCGCUGACAUGGCUGACAGCGAUAAUAACGGCAAUACUCGGCUCAGUAGAACCAUGUCGUCCAGAAAUUCAUCACGCCGAUCUGAGGGUAAGACCGCCGUAGCAACUGUCACACGCGGCCCUCCGUCGUUACCCUCGGAUUCUAACCAGCAUAUUCAUGUCACAGUUAAGCUUCCUGCUAGCAAGCUCUGCCAGGCUAUAUCCAACCGCCAGUCGGUGGCCAGCAGGGAAGGCUUUGUCCCCGGGGAGAUAGUCGAGGGUAAGAGGAAUCGGAAUCAGAAGAAGAGCUACGUUGUAGACUCUAGCGACGAUGAAGAUGAGGACGCCCAAGGCGAGGAAGACGAAGAUGCUGAAGGUGAUGACGAUGACGUGGUAGAAAUGGGCGAGGACGACGUCGAGGGCGAGAUCGUCGUCGAUGACACCAUGGAUAUUGAUGCCGAUGGAGAUGAAGACGACCUUGUAGACGAGGAUGCCGAGGGUGAGGAUGACGAUAUGGUUGACCUACCGCCUCCGCAACCCACCAUCAAGGUCUCCAAGCCUACUAAAAGCACCCCUCAGAAGAAGAUCCCCGUCAAGUCAGGAAGCAAGGCAGUCGUCCAAGCGAAAGACAGCGAUGAUGAGGAACUUAGCGAGCUGGAGAGCGAGGAAGAGGAGAUCCACGACACCGUCAAAGUCGGAGGGAUGGGGGCUGCGUUGGGCGAUGACGACGCCGAGGGAGAGGAAGACGACGAUAUCGAGGCAGCUGGCGCGGGCGAAGAAGAAGAGGACGACGAUCUCGAAAGCGACGACGAUACUCCAGGAGGUGGCAGCCGAGCAGAGACACCUGAUCUCACAAAGAUGACAAAACGUCAACGAGCAAGGUUUGAGGAUGGCGAUGGACAACUGAUGAAACUCUCUGAUGAGGUGCAAGCAAAGAAACACUUCACUGCGGAGGAGUUGUCUAUGAGACGUUCUGAGAUGGCUCGGAGACGACGCAACCUUAGUGACAAGCGAAAUGAGGAAGUCAAGAUGGAGACAAUCAACAAGCUUCUAAAGAAGCAAGCUCCCAAGAUCAGCCGCAAGGCUCAACUGGCUGCAGAUGAAGCCACCGAUGCCGAGUCUCAGAAGCCGAACCCUGUCUUCGUAAGAUGGAUCAGCACCAAGGAGGGAAACCGGGUCGCUGUUCCUGAUGAGAUGCUUGCUGGCCCAACUGGUAAAGUCUUCAUUGCAGGUGGGCUCAAGAGCGGGAAGAUGGUGGAGGAGGUAUCUUGA
Pseudomassariella vexata is the source of this 1299-nucleotide messenger RNA. Its product is annotated as PAPA-1-like conserved region-domain-containing protein. The transcript is spliced from 3 exons. The coding region runs from base 1 to 1299 and encodes 432 amino acids. Gene Ontology annotation, biological process: chromatin remodeling. Gene Ontology annotation, cellular component: Ino80 complex. NCBI's taxonomy places the organism in Eukaryota, Fungi, Ascomycota, Sordariomycetes, Amphisphaeriales, Pseudomassariaceae. The record is from RefSeq and is a predicted model, not a curated record.